CUGCGAGCUUUACUCGGCCACAUCAGCAUGAAGAUAAUACUCGGAUAAGAGAUCAUGCUGUCACUUUUACAGGUAUAAAAGGCAGAUGCGGGGCUAAGUUAGGCCGAUGUUGGGAUCACAACAAUCUGCCAUCAUGACCUUCAAUGGCACCUGGAAAGUGGAUCGCAAUGAGAACUAUGAGAAGUUCAUGGAACAAAUGGGCAUCAACAUGGUAAAGAGGAAACUGGCUGCUCAUGACAACCUGAAGAUCACCCUGGAGCAGAAAGGAGAUAAGUUCGUAGUGAAGGAAGUUAGCACUUUUCGGACGUUGGACAUCGAAUUUACUUUGGGCAUCACCUUCGAGUAUUCUCUUGCAGAUGGCACUGAGCUCUCAGGAUCCUGGGUCAUGGAGGGUGACAUGCUGAAGGGAACCUUCACUCGCAAGGACAACGGAAAGGUGCUGAUAACAACCAGGAAGAUUAUUGGUGAUGAACUUGUACAGAGCUAUAGCUAUGAUGGUGUUGAAGCUAAGAGGAUUUUCAAGAGGGGUUAAAAUAUCAUCAGCAUUCACACAAUCCAAAAUCAUAACUGUAGUGGGAUGACAUGGAACUGUUCAGUAUCUUACUUGAUUUUAACAACUUGCAGAACUAGAUAGAAAGUUUACACAGAAUGCAUGUAAACCAUGUCCCAUUUGCACUGUGAGUUUUGAUAUUUAAGGUAAUAAAGUCAUUUUUACAACU
Molecule: messenger RNA, 719 nt
Organism: Myxocyprinus asiaticus (Chinese sucker)
Lineage: Eukaryota; Metazoa; Chordata; Actinopteri; Cypriniformes; Catostomidae
Product: fatty acid-binding protein, intestinal-like
Exons: 4
Coding region: 107-532 (141 amino acids)
Biological process (GO): fatty acid transport
Cellular component (GO): cytosol; nucleus
Molecular function (GO): fatty acid binding
Source: RefSeq, a predicted model, not a curated record